ACAUUUACUGGCCGCUGUUUUUGUAUUUAAAUUUGAACUUCAAUAAAUUUUAUAAAAUUUUCUUUUUCGUUCUUCAAAAUGGAAAAAUUAUCAAUAAUGUUGUCGGAACUAAAAGUAUAUAGUAAUUCUAAUUAUAUUUCCACUGAGAUAAAAGAAAUUGAGUGUUUGAAUGGAAAGGUUUCAGAAUCCGUAGAAACGUAUCAAACAAGCCGUCUCGAGGUCCAAAAUAAAACUCAGGAAGUUUUAAACUUAAAACAAGACGAACAAAAUUUAUUUUUAGAAAUAAGGAACCAAGAAAAGCAAUUCACCUCCACCAUAAAUGAAUUAGAGCACUUGAAGAAGGAGUAUGGAGAUUUGUUGAAGCUUGAUGAAUAUGAGUUUGGCGCAUUUGAUAGACUUAGUGAUUUAGAGCACCAAAUCAAAAUAUAUGGAAUUACUGUAGAGGCAUGCUUCCGAGAAUCAACAAUAACACAAGCUAAAAUUUUAUUUUCGGAGGAGAUGUUUGUAAUUUUGAAUUGCGAUUUAAUUGAAAACAAAUAUGAUUUGCAAAAAAUAGUACCAAGCCACCCUCAGUUCGAAGAAAUGCGAGGAUUCCUACUGGAGUCUGGAGACAUAGCAGGAUUUUUGUGCUAUGUAAAAUGUUAUUUUAAGAAAAAGGAAUUUUUAUUCUAGUUUAAGUUCAUAUGUUGGUAUUGAAACUUUGUCUAUUUUAUACUUUUCUAGGUUAUUUUUUGUCAAACAAAAUAAAAUAUUUAUACAGUGUUGGUAAAAA
This is a messenger RNA of Episyrphus balteatus (marmalade hoverfly), 772 nucleotides long. RefSeq lists its product as uncharacterized. The transcript has 3 exons. The coding region runs from base 79 to 672 and encodes 197 amino acids. The record is from RefSeq and is a predicted model, not a curated record. NCBI's taxonomy places the organism in Eukaryota, Metazoa, Arthropoda, Insecta, Diptera, Syrphidae.